Suncus etruscus (white-toothed pygmy shrew) is the source of this 3253-nucleotide messenger RNA. It is a transcript of the gene GOLM2, whose product is annotated as golgi membrane protein 2. Bases 36 to 1334 code for a protein of 432 amino acids. The record is from RefSeq and is a predicted model, not a curated record. The transcript is spliced from 10 exons. NCBI's taxonomy places the organism in Eukaryota, Metazoa, Chordata, Mammalia, Eulipotyphla, Soricidae.
GAGCGGCGAGAGGCCCGGCGCGGCCCUUCGGCCCCAUGGUGGGCUUCGGGGCCAACCGGCGGGCGGGCCGCCUGCCCUCGCUGGUGCUGGCCGUGCUGCUGGUGGUGAUCGUCGCGCUGGCCUUCAACUACUGGAGCAUCUCGUCGCGCCACGUCCUGCUGCAGGAGGAGGUGGCCGAGCUGCAGAGCCAGGUGCAGAGGACCGAGGUGGCCCGCGGGCGGCUGGAGAAGCGCAACUCGGACCUGCUGCUGCUCGUCGACUCGCACAAGAAGCAGAUCGACCUCAAGGAGGCCGACUACGGCCGGCUGAGCAGCCGGCUGCAGGCCCGCGAAGGCCUGGGCAAGCGGUGCGAGGAUGACAAGGUUAAACUUCAGAACAACAUAUCAUAUCAGAUGGCAGACAUACAUCAUUUAAAAGAACAACUUGCUGAACUUCGUCAGGAGUUUCUUAGACAAGAAGAUCAGCUUCAGGAUUACAGGAAGAACAAUACUUACCUUGUAAAGAGAUUAGAAUAUGAGAGUUUUCAGUGUGGACAGCAAAUCAAGGAAUUAAGAACACAGCAUGAAGAAAAUAUUAAGAAGUUAGCUGACCAGUUUUUGCAGGAACAAAAGCAUCUGGCUCACAAAGUUCAAUCCAAAGGUGAAAUUGAAUUGGGCGUAAGCAAUUAUGCAGUACCGAACAAUAUUCAAAAACAAGCUGAAAGUGUCGCAUAUAAGAACGAAGAACCCUCAAGCAAUCAUGCUCCACAAGGGAAAGAUCAGAUCAAACGAGGUGGUGAUGCAGGAAUGCCUGGAGUAGAGGAGAAUGAUAUUGCAAAAGUUGAAGAUCUUCCCACUGCUUUAAAGAAACUCCCUAUUUCUGUUUCUCAACAUGAAAAUCAUCAAGCAGUCUCUCAUCUUCCAACUGGACAACCUCUCUCCUCAAAUUUUGUUCCAGAGUCUCAUGGAAACCCUGGAACUUCAAAACAGAACCCUUCUAAUCUUCUUCAGCAUUUAGUUCCUGGCUCAAACUUGGAAAAUGAACCAAAAAUUCAAGCAGAUAUACUAAAACAUGCUACCAGAGAUAGAGUUGGUGAUUUCCAUAAGUUGAAGCAAAGCCGAUUCUUUGAUGAGAAUGAAUCCCCUGUUGAUCCGCAACAUGGCUCUAAACUGGCGGAUUAUAAUGGGGAUGAUGGUAACGUAGGUGAGUAUGAGGCAGACAAGCAGGCUGAGCUGGCUUACAAUGAGGAAGAAGAUGGUGAUGGUGGCGAGGAAGACGUCCAAGAUGAUGAAGAACGAGAACUUCAGAUAGAUCCUGCUGAUUAUGGAAAGCAACGUUUUAAUGAUGUUCUUUAAGUCAUAAAAAAAGUUCAGAAAACCUAAAGUGCUGUAAAAUGGAGUAAUUUACACUUUGUUGUUUUUUACUUUUGUUGUAAAGAUCAAUUUUAUCAGUUGUAAAGAUACAUUGAUAGACUUAAGGAAAAAUUUAAUGAAGGAAAAUACCUGUGUAUAUAUGUGAACUUUUUCAUAUUGUAUUAUCAAGGAAGAGACUUUUUGGUUAUGAUACAGUUGAGCCAAAAAUAAAAUAAGCAAACUGUAAUCUUUGCAUUUAAAGCAAAAUGUGUAAUUUACAUUUUUCAAUCUUAAUUCUUUCCACAGAUGGACAAAAAGGAAAAUAUGGUUGUACAUUUUAUAUCUUGCACAUAGAAUACCCAGUUCCUCCACUGAAAAAAAUUUAUAUACUUAACAUAUUCUUGCUAGUCCAACAGAUGUUAUUGGUCCUCAUCUCAUGAUCUCCACGAGUUAUACCUAGAAUAGUCACAGAAACAGAACCAGGAUGCCAACAACUGGGCAAUAUGUGCAGAAUCCCUCUCCUACUUUAAUUUUACAUGAGUGUUCAUGUAUUUUGAAAGGUAAACUUUCAGGUGAGAACUAAUGGAGGAUGAGAUAACCUGCAAAGACAUAACAGUAUUUAUGAGUUAAACCUUAAGUUCCUGGAAUUGUAAAAUGCAUGAUUGAUAAUAUAUUUUUAAUUUUUUUCACAUGUCCAUACUAGAAACAGAACUGGCUAAAAUUAUAAUAUUUUUUCAGAGCUAAAGUUGACUUAAAUGCCAGAUUAAAAGAAGACUAAAUUAACUUUGAAAUGAAUCUACAAUCAAUAUUUCAAAGUUCCUCUGGUAGGUUUAGUACUUUUUUGAGUAGACUUUUGGAACUACUAAAUAAGGAGUUUUAACAGAUUUAAUCAAUGCACAGAUAAAUAGAAGUACAGUGAGUUCUACAGCCAUUUUAUUAAAAUAGCCUAAAGUUUAUAAUAAAGAUGAAGAUUCUUUGUAAUCAGUGUUAGUUAAGAACCCAUAAACCUCAUAUUUGCUAGACUUACAAAAUUAUUUCAAAAGCACUUGUCUUUUUUGACACUUCAGUAGAAUGUGUAAGCUAGCUAACCCUGUGUUCUAAUUUAAAAUAUUUUAAGUUUUAUCCAGGCCCCUUCCCAAGAAGUUCUUAAUCAUAAGGAGAAAUUUAGAGUUGUUAACUGUUUUACAAGAAAUACUGUUAAUGGAACAUAAAUAUACAUGCAAUAUUUUUUUUUACUGUACUCAGGUUUUAGUAAAAUUCAAAUGUAUAGAAGUGAAAAAGUAUUCACCUAUUGGAGGUACAAAAAAUUCUUAUAAUACAGCUUGAAAUUACUUGGUGACCAGGAAGUGAUAUAAUUUACUAAAAUUGUUUUUCUACCAUAUAAAAAGUAAGACUUUGCUAAUAGUAGAGUUGGGUCUACACUGAGUAUGUUAACUCACUUUUUAAGAAAUAAAGUUAAAGGGAAUGAUUGUGCACCUUUGGGUGUUAGUGUGGGAAGACGAAUCUAAGAAGUACUCCUAAUACUACUUUAUAUAAUACUGUAAAAUAUUUUCAUGAAAACCAUGAACUUUUCUGCCUUAGUUCUUUUGUCAUAAAAAGAAUGAUCUGGUUACUUGGUAGCUAUUACUCACAGAGCAAAAUUUCUCCAAUUAGCAUUCUAGACAUUUUAUAAAUUGCAAAAUCUUGGACCAAUUGAUAAUAUUUUUGACUGUAUUAACAUUUUAGUGCUAUAAAAUGCGUGACUCUUAAAAUUCUCACAUUCUGCAAUCUGUAUUAGACAUGCUGGUUUUAUAAUGUUUUACUUCUGCCUUAAGAUUUAGGUUUUUUAAAUGUAUUUUUGCCCUGAAUUAUGUGUUAAUUUGAUGGAAACUGCUUUUAAAAUCAUUCCUUACUGGGUUCUAAUAAAUUAAAGAUUAAACUUG